AUGCAUUUCUUCAGGUCAAACAAUAAGGCCAGAGGCCACAAGACCAAGGCCCUCGCUCCUGCCCCCGCCACACCAUUUGACCCGUACUACGGGUUCUCCGACGGGUUUUCGGGCUCCCAGAGCCGUAGGGGAAGCGACUCCUCCAGCUACCAGCACCAGUCCCCCUUUGAGGGCGGGCAAUACAUUUGCGCCUGCAAGGCCUGCACUUGCGGCGAGAGCGUCCAGUAUCCCGGCGAUAUGUCGACGAUGGUCGUCUUCUUUGGUACCUUCGAUCGCCUCGCCAAGGACCUCCCUCAACUCGAGUACAGACGUUUCUGA
This is a messenger RNA of Neurospora hispaniola, 318 nucleotides long. RefSeq lists its product as uncharacterized. The transcript has 2 exons. Bases 1 to 318 code for a protein of 105 amino acids. The record is from RefSeq and is a predicted model, not a curated record. Lineage: Eukaryota; Fungi; Ascomycota; Sordariomycetes; Sordariales; Sordariaceae.